AUGUGUCUUUGUCGGGUUUCCGUCGAUACAGCAGAUACAGGAAGAGUCUUUUGGCGUCGUCGCAUCAUCGACCAUGAGCUGCUUCUCUUGCUAUCGCGGCCAUUGUGGUUGUCAGGAAACUUCCCCAACAAUGACAACAACAACCUUGUUGACCGAGUGCGUAUUCGUGGUCGAUCUGAUCCAGCCACGCUCGCAACAGUCCGUGCCAUUUGGCAAAGUGAGCUGUGGGAACCACAAUUUUUAAGAUUGGAAGCCAAUGACGCCCAGGCUACUCAAGCAGAUGACGAGCGCAACAACAACCUGGCUGCUCUUGUGAAUGGAUCCCAAGCCGUCCCUUGUUGGUGUUUGAUGGGAAGUUGCAAGACGCGAGGCCUUCGUCUGAUCACCAUUGGUGCUUGUGAUCAUCAUCAUCAUCAUCAAGCCAUGUUGGAACUCCAUCAACAUUAUCAGCAAAGCUCUUCCUUUGGGCCCAUCUUCCUUGCAUGUCCAGCGCCUUCAUAUCGUCCCGGUCAUGGAUGGAGCAAUUUACUGUUAGGAUCCAACAGCUUGUUUGACGCCAACGGUGAAAUGGCUUCCUUGUCCUUUGGAAACAAUCACAACAACAAUGCUUUUGGUUUUCCUUUCGCGGCUCGCCCCAACAACGCCGUGGCUUCUCUUGGCGCUUCUGACCGUGUCAGAGCCAACAACGGCGAGGCUUCUUCCAAAUCAACCACCAGUUCUUCUUUUGGUCGCGGAGCCCCCUCUGGAAACGGUGGUUUCCAAGCGAACAAUGCUGCUGCGUUUCCUCUUUGCGCUUCGUUCGGUGGCGCAGCCAACGCAAGCAUUCUGUUUGGCACGUCCUCCUUUGAGCACUCUUCUUCAUCGCACCACAACAACAACCAGCUGCCACUGGCAAGAACCGCUGAACGUGAAAUGUUGUCCGUUGUCAAAGCUUUGACAGACUUUGGCAAUAUCCUACCGACCCGACAACCAUUUGUGGUUCAUGCAGACCACCACUGCCUCACUCCUUGUCUGAACUUCAACAACAACACGGAAGAGAGAGACGACAACCGUGGCAGUUUCGAAGGAACCAUCAACGCGCACACAAAGGACCUCGUCAUUGCCGCCUUCUUCGGGCUCCUCCAUCCUCAAAGCCAACGUCUGGGCGAUAUCACCUUCACCACCGUCCAUGGAGCAACCCAACAAGUCAUAGCUUUGAAGGACCUGAAACAAUCUUCUGAGUGCAUGUCCUCAUCGCUAUCAUUGGGCGGACGACAACUUGGACAAUCAACAGGACUCUUCAACAAUCAACAAAAGCAAGCUGUCGUCCAACGGCAGAAGGGCCGGCCUUUCUUUUCAGUGGAAGCUCCUCGCUUUGGACGCAACAGUUCCGGCGGUUCCUUGGGUGGCGUGGCAUCCCAUGGGAUCCUGGUAUACACAUCCCGAAGACAAACUCACCAUGAUCUCGGUAUCAAAAACCGGCUGCCAUCGAAUUGCUGCGAUGGUAUCUCAUUUAUGGACCUGAGCGAAAGGACCAUGGCGGUCUCACGUUUGCGGCGGCAACAAUUCGCGUCCUAUUGUAGUAGUACUGUAUUAUAA
Messenger RNA from Seminavis robusta, 1578 nucleotides. Lineage: Eukaryota; Bacillariophyta; Bacillariophyceae; Naviculales; Naviculaceae. The record is from the annotation of a GenBank genome assembly.